AGUACUGCGAAUAGAUUCCCCCCCAAGUCUCAUCACGCUGGAUCGCCCAGGAUGCCCCCAUUCAAAGAUGAGCAUAUCUUGAUAAUUGCGCCAGGUUCGCAGGUGACCCUGGCGCAAUUGGGCCUCCCUGAGUCGUUCACGCCCGCCCGAUUCCGCUUCCCGACACGCAUGUUCCCUGCCGAGAAGAAGGGGGAAUAUGAGCCGUACAAGAUCCGCGAGCGACGACACGAGGUCAAAGUCAGCAAUGGCGUCGACGCGCCCAAGGCCGAUGUGGAGAUGAAGGAUGCGGAAUCCGCCGCACCUGAUGCCCCGACGAAGACGGAGGCGCCUGAGAACCCCGACGGCGCAGCACAAGAGCAACAAGAGAGCAAGACUGAGCCUGCGGCCGCGCAGGAAGCAGCCGACGGGGAGGGGAAGCAGGAAACCGCGGAGCAGAUCUACUACGAGGAGGAUAUCAUGUCAGAUGAAGGAGCCGUCUAUCCGCUCCGGAAUGGAAACAUUGUCGAUUGGCCGUGUUUCUUCGCUCUUCUUACGCAUAUUCACAACACGCUCAGUCCGCCGUUUCACACGCCGAUCAUGCUCAUUGGCGAGCCCGUCUGGACGGCGCGCGAUCGAGAGGUGAUCACCCAGUUCGUGUUUGAGAAGUUCAAGACGCCUGCGUUCUGUCUGAUGGACUCUGCCCUGGCCAUUUGCUAUGGCUACGGCACCUCGACGGCCACGGUGGUCGAUGUCGGGAAGGACAAGGUUGAUGUCACCGCCGUCACCGAUUUUCUCGUGAACGAACAUGGAAGAGGAAACGCCCUCGAGGGAUGUGGUGGAGACUACAUGACCGAUAGACUCCUGGAGUUGCUGGGUUCGAAGGGGUUCACGCGAGAGAUGUGUGAGCAGCUCAAGAGAAGCAACAUCACCGAGAUUCUACCUGCCGGAGUUCCUCUUCCUGGCGCGGCUGCCACCGCCCGACAGAACACCAACCCCGCAGCGACUGCAUCGGGAGGAAACCAGAAUGAUGCCGCUCCGAAGGGACCAGGCGAGGGCACGCAGGCUGGCCAAGAUGGAAACAAUGAAGACGAAGAUGAGGGAGUGCUAGACGUCGCCGCCAUCGUUAGCGGCAACACGAGCGAAUUCUUGGCCAACCGCGAAAAGGAGAAGGGUGAUAAAACGGCAACGAAGAAGGGGGCGGUGGAUCAAGCCGGGAAACCCCUUCGUCUUCCGAACUCCAAGAAAGAGAAGGCUACAUUCCAAUAUGAGGAGUUCGUGCGGAUCGAGCCGGAACACAACGUCGCCAGCGGUCCCGGGAAGUUCAUCCGUCAAACACGAGAUAUCGAGGUUGGAGUGGAACGAUUUUUGUCUGCGACCCCGAAACAGCAGAACGGCGACCGCUUUUCAAGCGGUGUUCUGAACGACAUCGCGACCCAGAUUCAUCACACUAUCCUUGCUGUGCCCGAUGCCAGCAAGCGGAGUGAGCUCUGGGACUCGCUGAUUGUCGUUGGUAACGGCAGCAAGAUUAAGGGAUUUACACAAUCUUUGCUCGGUGCCAUUACACAGAAGUUUAUUCUAUCCCCCUCUGGAACCAUCUUCACUUCCGAACUUCCCUCCAACUUCUCCACGCCACUUCCCACCGGGGGGACGAACACACCGGCACCCGGUGGCCAGCCCGGCCCGAUGCAUCAUCCUGCAGGCCAUGGGGUCAACCCUCUGCUUGUCGCUGCAACUCACUCCAACAACGCUGCGGCUGCCAAUAUGCCUCCUGGCACUCCUUCGAUGGAUGCUGCCAUGGCCUCCCAUUACCGUUCAACCGGUCAUUCUCAGACCCCUACAUCAGUCAAGACGCUCAAGCCGCCAGAGUAUUUCUCCGAGUGGAAAGAGCAGAGCAACACCAACGCGCCCGGGGCCAGCGGCGCUGGUGGUAUGAACAAUGCUGGCGGACCCGGCAACCAACCCUCGCUAAGCGGCGGACAUGGAAUGGAGGAAGCCGUCUUCCUGGGCGCUCAGGUUGCUUCCAAGGUGAUCUUCGUUCUUGACCAAGGGCUGAGCAAGGGCUUCAUGAGCCGGGUGGAAUAUAACGAGAACGGGCCAUCCGCGAUCCACGAGUACAUCAUGUGAUGGCGCCAAUUUAAUCACCUACAAACGUUGUAUGAGGACAUGUUGUUUGAGAGAGUAUCAAAAGAGAGAUAUGAAAUUCAUAAGAUCUUCGCGGGAUUUAGGGCCUUUUUAUUGUCACUUAUGGAGCUUUCCUUUUGUUUUCACCGUUGGUUUUCUUUUUUUCUUUUUUUCCCCUUCAGUUUCUUCUAUCGAAGACAUCUGUAUUCUACGUGGUGGCGUUUUCUAUAAAAAACAAUUUCCCCCAGGAUGCGAUAGGUGGGGAGUCAGGUCUAAUACAUUGUUUGGGUAC
Messenger RNA from Aspergillus steynii IBT 23096, 2392 nucleotides. Its product is annotated as putative chromatin remodeling complex subunit (Arp9). Lineage: Eukaryota; Fungi; Ascomycota; Eurotiomycetes; Eurotiales; Aspergillaceae. The record is from RefSeq and is a predicted model, not a curated record. The transcript has 3 exons. The coding region runs from base 52 to 2103 and encodes 683 amino acids.